UACAAAUUCCAAACAUCUAUCUCUCUAUCCCCCCUCCUCUCUUUCUCUCUCCCUCUCUCUCACACACACACUUAGAAAGAGAAGAUAGUUUUGACAAACAUGGUGCAAUCAAAGAAGUUCAGAGGUGUCAGGCAACGCCAUUGGGGCUCUUGGGUUUCAGAGAUUCGUCAUCCAUUAUUGAAAAGGAGGGUGUGGCUGGGAACAUUUGAUACUGCUGAAGAAGCAGCUAGAGCAUAUGACGAGGCAGCAAUUUUGAUGAGUGGAAGAAACGCCAAAACUAACUUCCCAGUUGUGGAUGAUCAAAUGGGAAAUUCUACUUCUGCUUCAUUUUCCACAACAUUUUCUACAGUUCUCAGUGCAAAGCUGAGGAAGUGCUUCAAGUCCCCUUCACCUUCCCUCACAUGCCUAAGGCUUGAUGCAGAGAAUUCCCACUUCGGCGUGUGGCAGAAGCAAGCCGGGCCUCGCUCCGAAUCAAACUGGAUCAUGAUGGUUGAGUUAGAAAGGAAGAACAAGAAUGAUCACAGAGCUUCUUCUGAUUCAGAAUUGCCAGAGAAGAAUAAGCAAGAGAAGGUAAUAAAACCAGAAGAAAGUACUAACAACAAUGGCAUGGAUGAGGAGCAGAGGAUUGCACUGCAGAUGAUAGAAGAACUUCUGAACAGGAAUUGAAGAAUUAAACUCAAUUUAAUGCUUUCAUUAUCACGUGGGGCUCAUUGAAGGAAUUUGGAGUCCUAUGUAGCUCUUUUCAUGGGUUUUAUUUGUUUGUUUGUCCUAAGUAGGAGUGUGCUGCAUUUAUUAUAUGAUCAUGAGUGCCUAUGAUUGUGUACCACAUGUGUGGUAAAUUUUUAUGUACUACUCUAUGAAAACUAUCCAGCUAACUAAUUUGGAACCACUCAAAGUUCUAUCCCAUGUAUAAAUUCUUCUCAUGAUUACAAUGCUGAGAAAAAUUAUAAAUA
Molecule: messenger RNA, 953 nt
Organism: Lotus japonicus
Lineage: Eukaryota; Viridiplantae; Streptophyta; Magnoliopsida; Fabales; Fabaceae
Product: ethylene-responsive transcription factor WIN1-like
Exons: 2
Coding region: 100-666 (188 amino acids)
Biological process (GO): regulation of DNA-templated transcription
Molecular function (GO): DNA binding; DNA-binding transcription factor activity
Source: RefSeq, a predicted model, not a curated record